AUGGCGAAUGAAACAGAGUCAAAAGUUGAGAUUUUUUUUCAGAAAAGAGAAGAGGAAGAGACCAAAAGAGGGGUUUACUACAAUAACAAUGGCGAUUCGGUUCGAAUUCAAGCAAGAGGAGAUAAAAAGAAAACUCUCAACCUUCUCUUGUUGUCUUUUUGUGUUCACAUUCAGAUGGAGAGAGAAAUGAGUGACUAUUGGUUGAGAAUCGUGGGUUUUUGA
This is a messenger RNA of Eutrema salsugineum, 222 nucleotides long. RefSeq lists its product as uncharacterized. The record is from RefSeq and is a predicted model, not a curated record. Lineage: Eukaryota; Viridiplantae; Streptophyta; Magnoliopsida; Brassicales; Brassicaceae.